Messenger RNA from Haplochromis burtoni (Burton's mouthbrooder), 1553 nucleotides. RefSeq names its product translocation associated membrane protein 1 (gene tram1). The coding region runs from base 174 to 1286 and encodes 370 amino acids. The transcript has 11 exons. NCBI's taxonomy places the organism in Eukaryota, Metazoa, Chordata, Actinopteri, Cichliformes, Cichlidae. The record is from RefSeq and is a predicted model, not a curated record. Gene Ontology annotation, biological process: SRP-dependent cotranslational protein targeting to membrane, translocation; protein insertion into ER membrane. Gene Ontology annotation, cellular component: endoplasmic reticulum membrane.
CUAUCCGUGGACCCUCCCACUAGUGGAAGAGUGACACGCCAUUCAAUUGCUGCCUGGCCCGCUGCAUGUAGGAAACAGGAGGGAGCUUUGAGCACAAGGAUAUCUUACUAUCAGGCAGGAGGAGGGAGAAAACCCGGCUACAGUGAAGCAAAAGUUGGACGAAUCGCGUCGACAUGGGGAUCCGAAAAAAGACUAACAAGAAUCCGCCGGUGCUGAGCCAUGAGUUUGUCAUCCAGAACCAUGCAGAUAUUGUUUCCUGUGUUGCUAUGGUGUUUCUCCUCGGCUUGAUGUUUGAGGUCACCUCUAAGUUUGCAGUCUUCUUCAUAACUGUCCAGUACAACGUCACCAUAUCAACAAAUGAAGCACCAGAGGAAACUGCCGUGAACCACUUCCACCACGGGAUCAAGGACUUGGCAACUAUCUUCUUCUACAUGCUGGUGGCUAUCAUAAUGCAUGCCAUUAUCCAGGAGUAUGUGCUGGACAAAAUCAACAGGAAGAAGCACUUCUCCAAAACCAAACACAGCAAGUUCAAUGAGUCCGGCCAGCUCAGCGCCUUCUACCUCUUCUCCUUUGGUUGGGGCACAAGCAUCCUGCUCUCUGAAAACUUCCUGUCCAAUCCAGUCAGCCUGUGGGAGGGUUAUCCGCAUACACUGAUGCCAUUCCAGAUGAAAUUCUACUACAUCUGUCAGCUGGGCUACUGGCUGCAUGCUCUACCGGAGCUGUAUUUCCAAAAGACAAAGAAGGAGGAUAUUCCACGCCAGCUUGUGUACAUCUCCCUGUACCUGGUGCACAUCGCUGGCGCCUACAUUCUAAACCUGAACCGCCUGGGUCUGGUCCUCCUUGUGUGUCAUUACUUUGUCGAGCUUCUGUUCCACAUUUCCCGUCUGAUCUACUUCAGCAAUGAGAACAGGCAACUGGGUUUCACCAUUUGGGCGGUCUUGUUUGUCCUCGGACGGCUGCUCACCCUGUCCCUAUCUGUCCUCACCGUGGGCUUUGGCCUCUCCACAGCUGAGAACCAAGGUUUCGAUUGGGCCGCAGGAAACUUUAACGUCCUUUUUGUUCGGGUAACUGUCCUGGCCGCCAUCUGCCUCACACAGGCCUUUAUGAUGUGGAAAUUUAUCAACUUUCAGCUGCGCCGGUGGAGAGAGCAUGCCCAAGCUCAGACCUUGAAAAAGAAACAAGCUCCUUCCAAGAGCAAAUCAAAGAAAGACAAAGCCAACGGAGUAAAUGGAGUUAACUCUCACCAAGCUGAUUCACCAAGAGCCAGAAAAGAGAAAUCCUCAUAAAACAUUCCUCUCAGCCCUUUCCAUCGCUUCCCCACCUCAGAGAACUCUCCUCUCACUCUCUGUCCCUUCCUCACGUCCGGCCCAGCAGAUCCUCCGGCUCCUUGAUCUACAACACGCAUCUUCAGCUCCCACACACGACUGACCUCCCAGCUGGACUUCAAGGACCAGAAUGCAGCUUCGCUUCUCAUCCAGCACACCGUCAUUUCUGAAUCUUUGCCCCGCUGUGCUAUUGUGAAUGAAAAGAAAACCAAUUAAGAAAAUAAACUA